Messenger RNA from Chara braunii, 2469 nucleotides. The record is from the annotation of a GenBank genome assembly. Lineage: Eukaryota; Viridiplantae; Streptophyta; Charophyceae; Charales; Characeae.
UCGCAUCAGGAGGUUCGUCUCUCUCGAGACGCAGGAGAGCGUUCUCAGUUGGCUGGUAAUUGCAACUUUCGGAAUUACCCUCGCUUCGACAGGGGUAGCUCUGGGCCCCCAACUCCUUCAAAUGUCCAUGGCCAUUUUCCUCGCCGAGGCGAUGCUCAAGGUCACGCAGAACUGCAUUCGCAAUCAUUACAUGAAAGAUGAGCCGUGCUCAUUGAUGAUGGCGGCGCUAGUGGAGGGCCGAGCUCAUCAGAAUUACCUGCGAUCUCUAGGAGCUCUGCGAUUAGCGGGCGUAGUCUUGCAGCUCACCCUCUCUAUACUCUUAGCCGUCCGAUUUCGUCGUAACGGUAAAGACGAUCUGUUGCUGUUUAGCACAGUCGCGCAGGCGGUUCGUUUCUGUUGCGUUGUGAGUUUCCUAAAAGUCGCGUUUUCGUCGUUCGUGUUCCUCUACUCGCCUUUCUCCACUUACCUGAUUAGGAGAAAAGCGGCGCUGCGAGGGCAAAAUGAGCAGGGGAAUGCCGAGAGGAGAGUUCUCGCCCUGGGCGAAGAGCUGGCGGCGCUCGUCUGGUUCUUCCACUGCCAGCGCCAUCCGAGCUUGCCCCCUGUUUGCGCGUUUAGGCGGGAAGAAUACGGCUGCGGUUUGCCUGGCCAUUGGUUCCUAGGGAGACAAGAACUGAUCUCAAUCGCUCUGUCGAGGGGUAUCCAUGGCGGCGGGACCGUCUCCUUGAAGCAGGAGAUGGCCCUUGAUGCCCUUGGCCGACUCGUUGAGCGCGGAGCGCGGGACACGUGGGACGCUGUUGUCGAUAGGGAGAGGAGAGGGUUCGAUAGGUUGGUGAAUAUCGUGUCUGAUCAUUCAUCUGUGCGUUGCAGAGAGAAAGCCGUCAUCGUUAUCUGGCAGCUGGCGGACAUCGGUCGAAAGGCGGAGGAGGAUGGCUAUGACCCCCUGAAGAGUUACUCGACGCCGAGAAUGGUCCAGGCGGGGGCCGCCUUGUUGAAUGCGGCGCUGAGCGGAUCGUCUCCGCUUCUUCAGGAAAAGGCGAUGGGUGCGUUAUGGCGGCUGUCUCGAGAGCACGGGAGCAUACUCGAGUGCCUCUUCGGAGGAGCGGAGGGACGCGACGAGAUCGAGAAGGUGGUGGGACUGGCAAGAAAAGCGCCCACCCCCAAGUGCUGCCUGGAGUCCAUGUAUUUGCUCAGCCGGCUCAUGGCCAACCUCGCCGCGCCUUACGCUCAUUACACUGAAAUCGCGACCGCCGGAGAUAUCGAGGAAGUGCGCGACGGGAGGCUAACGAGGGCGAGGCGUUGCCGCGAGCCGGCGACGGACAUGGAGGGCUACAAAGGCCUUCAGCGGUUCUGGGUCCCGACUUCCCGCGGCUGUUUCCGCGAGUCCACAGCUCUGCCGCAAAUCAUUACCUUCGCUUUGUCCCCCGACAGCUCGACUGAUGCCAAAGAGUUGGUCGCUGUCAUCAUCCAGUGUUAUUUCGUCCUGGGACCGGAGAAUCUUUUCGUGUACGAGAUUAGGUCGCUCGUUCGGAUUCUGAGAGUGCGGUACUAUUCCACCGCCGUGGAACUGCUGUACGCCGCCAUGCUGACCUGCGACUUGCUCUUGCAUUACUUCACGGAUCCCGGGACCACCAACAGUCCGGAUCUCCUGCCGCAAAUCAUCGAGCACGACGACAGCAUGCUGUUCGUCUACCUCCUGCGUCUGCAGUCGGAGCACUGGAUGGGACCCCAAUUCGCUGUGCAGGACGCCAUGAAGAUCAUCCCCGAGUCCGGUUUCUGGCGACAAUUCAUUAGUCCUUUGAGAGAGGGCCGACGCCCCACGGUGCGCCAUCUCCUCCGAUCUCCCGCGCGAUUGAUGGCUUAUCUUCUCAGCACUCAGUUUGAUCUUCUGACGGUCGAGAUCGAAGAGGUCUUUCUCGACGACACGGUCACCCGCCGCUCGACGGAGAUCAACGAUUCUAUCGCCGACGAGGGGUAUCUGGCGGGCAUGACCAUCUGCUGUUUCGGAUUGGCGCUGCUUUUCCACGAGGAGGAAACGAGGACGACGAAGCUGAAUGCCUGUGUGGCGCUCACCAGGCUGGCCAAGUACGACGGGCGCAAGCUGCGCCCUUACGUCGCCGAGGCUUGCAAGUACCUACAGAAGGACCGUAUGCUUGACCUUCGGGAGAUCCAAGGGACAACGGAGGUCGCCGAGCUCAAACAUGAGCUUAGCGAUUGCGUCCCCGGGCUCGACAAAACCAUGUCUGGCAGCUUUCAACGGUCUGAACGACCCAUUUUUCAGAACGCAAAGGUCAAUAUGGCUUGGGAGAAUUUGAACGACGCUCAAAAGGCCAUUUUCUCCAUAAUUGCGCACGCAGCGGAUAGUCAAAGGUAGACUUCUUUUUAUUAUUCUAUAUAUAUCGUCACAAACAGAACUGCCCGGUAAACCGUAGGCACAGAGAGAGAAGAGGACAACAAACGAGGGGCUGUGAC